Molecule: messenger RNA, 460 nt
Organism: Laetiporus sulphureus 93-53
Lineage: Eukaryota; Fungi; Basidiomycota; Agaricomycetes; Polyporales; Laetiporaceae
Product: vacuolar ATP synthase
Exons: 5
Coding region: 31-390 (119 amino acids)
Biological process (GO): proton transmembrane transport
Cellular component (GO): proton-transporting V-type ATPase, V1 domain; fungal-type vacuole membrane
Molecular function (GO): proton-transporting ATPase activity, rotational mechanism
Source: RefSeq, a predicted model, not a curated record
AGGGUUGCACUCCCGCCACCGACGUCGACAAUGGCGGCCACUUCCUUCAAGGAUAGAGAUUUGCUUGCAGUCAUCGGCGACGAGGACACUGUAACGGGGCUCCUGCUUGCCGGCAUUGGCAACAUUAGCGAGAACCAGAAGAGGAACUUCCUUGUCGUGGAUUCUAAGACCCCGAUUCCUCACAUUGAAAGCGCGUUUGAGGAGUUCACCGAACGGAAGGAUAUUGCCAUACUCUUGAUCAACCAACACAUUGCAGAGAAGAUUAGGCCAAUGGUAGACAAGUACGAACAAGCAUUCCCGGCCCUGUUGGAGAUUCCCUCGAAAGACCAUCCAUACGAUCCAGCGAAAGAUUCAAUACUCAAACGCGUGCAGAAGCUGUAUGGAGAAUGAAGGUGCUAAGGACACGGUCUUACUUGUAAUCAAAUCCAACAAUGUCAAUGCAGAAUCGUCGGAUUAUUGC